Molecule: messenger RNA, 3745 nt
Organism: Paramuricea clavata
Lineage: Eukaryota; Metazoa; Cnidaria; Anthozoa; Malacalcyonacea; Plexauridae
Source: the annotation of a GenBank genome assembly
CUUUUCUUGCAGAAGUGAUUGUUGUAGUUUUGGAAUCAGAAGAAUUAUUGAUCAGCAAUGCUAUUAACAAAUGUUUUGAAACAGAUAUGAAAAUUGACAUCAUCUCUAUUCCUGACAACAGUGCCAUGGGAACGGCAGACUCGCUCAGGCAUAUCAGAGAUAAGAUAAAGGUGAAAGUUAUUUUAUUAGUUUGGGUGUGGAUCUAAUGUGAGGAUGGGAGGGGUGGGGUGGAGCACAGCCCGCCUAGUUGUGUCUAGCACCCCUGUAGAGAAGUCCAACACCAUCCCAAAAAUUCUUGAAUCUUGAUGUUGUUGGUUACAACAUGAUCAUGUGUGACUGUGAGAGAAGCUCCUCACAUGUAGGUCCAAGUCCUUGAUAAUUAUAGGUAAUAAUGAUAAUGCUGGGAUUUUGUUUGCAGACUGCAAAGGAGAGUGGGCAGUAAGGCUUCAUACAUCACCCAUGAAACACCUGCACCCCAAUUAUUGAUAAUAAUUAUGAAUAUGUGCGUAGUUUAUUGAAGUGAAAUUCAUCAACUUAAGUCCUAAAUGGGGUUAAUUUUCAAUGGUUUUAGACCCAACUCUCAACGGUGAAAAUAUGCGAUUCUGACUAACAUUUUUAAUCGGAUUCGUAUUUCGUACAGUAUGUGCUCAUUUUUUAUCCAUUUGGCAUGAAGAACAUAUCAUUCAACAGCUAAAAGUCUGAUCUUUCCGAAUAUGAAAACAUCUCGGUCAUACGCAGAGUAAUUCAGAUGCAAUUAUAGCGUGCUGAAGUUUGAUUACCUUUUUUUAUACACACUAUAUAAUGUUAUAAACGGAACCCUUAAUUUAUAUAACAUGUGGUAAAUUCAUGGACCGCCCUCAACCGUCUUUGCAUGUUCCAUCUAUCAAUUGAAAAGUCUUUUUCUUAUUUAGAAAGAUGUUCUUGUUGUGAGUUGUGAUCUUAUAGCAGAAGUGAAUUUACAUCAACUCGCCGACAUUCACAGAACGUAUGAUGCAACUCUCACUGUACUUCUGGCUUCCAAUGAAAACAGAGAAAAAGAGAAAGAGGAAAAUACAAAAACGAAGAAAAAGAAAGAUGUCUUAAGUGAGUUGAGAAUUUCCAAUAGACAAACUUGGCUAACGUUUGUUUAGACCCAGUUCAUAACUUUAGAUAACUUACAUAUGCCUAGUUAUAUCAUUGUUCCAGUAUGCAGAAGCAUAGAACAAAGGUAAUUAAGCCUAAGAAUUAUCUACAUGAGUGAAUAACUCUUAUACAUAACAAUCAAUCAAUCAAUCAAUCAUAACUCUAAUGCUUACUUACUUUUGUUCUAUUCCAUGCUUCUGUAAUGUACGUAGAAUGGUAACUAGGCAUGUGAGUUAGAAUUGACGUUUGACCCGAUGGCCUCGUUUUCAUGUCAGGUAUUUACUUAUGUUUCGUGCACAAUAGGGUUAAGAACUUACUUGUUAUUGGGCUCAAGAUCAACCAGGAACCAAAUCCUGAAGGAAACAUGGCAAUAUAACCUUGGUGUGCGUCUGUCAUGCCAACACUGGCAAACACGCAGAUUGCAAUAAUUCAAGAUUUUUACUCGUACCUGACUGGUACGUCAAUGAUUAUUGCCGCGUACUUGAGCUGCUACAAACUUAAGAUUCAAGGUGUACUUAGUACAGGUUCUGGUAGUACAUAUUCAGUAACCUGAAACUAUCCGAGUUAAGCUGGCAAGAAAUAAAGCAAAAUAGUUCGAACAAGAAGGAGCACAAUCGACUCCAACAUUCCUUAUUCUCAUCAGUCCAAUCACAUACGAUUCAUGCUAAGACAUGUCAUAUUUACACAUAUACCUACUGAAUUACGGUUUUGAAUAUCUCGGGCUUGGAAAGGUGAUAUAGCCUUUCUCACGCCGCCAUUUUUGGGUGGCUUUUCAGCCGAAGUCUGCGAGAUAAGUCCACAUCACAGCGACUUUUUAUAAUUUUUUGACGAGUGAUGGUAAAUUUGCUUCGUAAAUGGUUAGUUUAUUUUGAAAAAUUACUUUUCACAUUCAUUUGUUUUAAUUGUCUGCAUUGAUUAACGAGAAUUAGAUGCCACCCAAAAAUGGCGGAUAUUCGUCAUCGUGAGAAAUGCUAUAGUUGGGUAAUAACGACAUAAAUAACAUUGGUCAAAUUUGUCUAUAAUUUCCCAUGAUUCUCGAAACAUUUAAAGAAACAGCAGAAAUCAAAGAAAGAUACUUUUUGCCAGUUUAAUUCUUCGACAAUGCUCUCAUCCUAAAUUCAGUCGCGAGCGUUGCCUCAGCCACAUAACUUUUAGCUUCAGCCUGAUUUCUGGUACAGGUUCAGGCUGCAGUCCCAUCUUGCAGAUCCAGUCUUCAGCCACACUCUGAAAAAUCUUCAACUGUGGCCACAGGUUAAGACAUCAGAGGACAAUGGAGCUCACUCAAAGCUAGAUUAUACUCAGUGCCGUCUUUUCUGUACUCUGAAACAUUGUUUACAAGGCUUUAUUCCUGGGCAAGUUUUUUGACACUUUGUCAGCAUUGUGGAUUGCGAAUGUUUUUUACUUGGAUGAUAUUCGUGCUUGAUUGAUUAAGUAAUUAGAACGUUUAUGUAAAAUCGGUAAAACAAUGCAACACACUAAAAAGGGCUGACGUUUGACCAAGUAUAGAAUUAUUUUGUAAAUGUUAAUCAACCAUUUCUAGACCAGCGGGAUAUUAUUGGUUUGGAUGGACAACAGAACAGAUUAUUGUUUCUUGAUGCUGAAGAUGACCUGGAUGAAAUAUUAAUUUUACACAAAUCUCUAUUAAAAAGGUAACAAAUACAUGAAUUUAGCAAGAUUAUUACUUUAGUGCAAGAAAUUCGCCGCCAAAGAUACUCAUAAAUCUUGCACUGACAAAACGUUUACGCCUAUAUUCUAUAGAUUUUUCUAUCUUCUCGUAUCGGGAAACAUUAGAGAGGUUAAGACUGACGUUUACGGUAGACCGCUAACGCAAAUUUAGAGCUCGAGUGUUUGCUGUUCGAAGUCUCGUUUGAAGUUUCAGUAAGUUUGUGUAUUAAAAUUGAAGCAUACACGAUCGAAUUAGCUACUUACACAGGGAAAAAAAAUUAAAUUUCCUUUAAUGGAAUAAUAAAUAUUAUAGAUUUCCCAUAUGGUAAAUUAGUAAAAACCACGAUGUUUAAUAUUUACCAUUAAAACCACUUAAUAUUUACCAUGAAUAGUAAAUAUUAAACAUCAUGGUUUUUACCAAUUUACCAUAUGGGAAAUCUAGCUAUAAUAACCAAUAAUGGGAAGAGUUCAGUUUUUACAUCGAUAGUAUACAUGGGAAAUCUUUAAAAACCAUUCAAAAACCCAUCAUUGGAAAUUCAAAAAAUUUUCCUGUGUUGGCUGUCGAAAACAUGUAAAAUGCAAUUUGAAGUUUGCGGUAAACGUCGAUCUUACCCUCUCUCUUAUCUCUUUUGCAUCAAAUAUGCAUACUGUAUAAAGCGUGUUCGUAUACACAAUGUCUCCAGGUGAUCCAACACAGAAUAUAUAUCUUAAGAAAUACAGUCCUGAAUACUGAUAGUCUUUCUUCGACGAAAACACAUUCUUUCUGCUAAAAAGUGGAAAAAUCACCUUGAGACCAGUCCCCCUGUUAAUCGAGGUAAUUUGGAAAAUUCUUUCCUGAAAUUGUGAAUUACUUCAUUGCAGAUUUCCAUUCGUAAAUAUCAAAAGUAACCUGGUUGAUGGUCAUCUGUACAUUCUCAAGAAGUGGGUUGUUGAUUUUCUUAUCUCGAACAAGUAAGUU